Cydia pomonella (codling moth) is the source of this 5443-nucleotide messenger RNA. Its product is annotated as Golgi resident protein GCP60. Bases 169 to 1584 code for a protein of 471 amino acids. Gene Ontology annotation, molecular function: fatty-acyl-CoA binding. The record is from RefSeq and is a predicted model, not a curated record. Gene Ontology annotation, cellular component: Golgi membrane. The transcript is spliced from 10 exons. NCBI's taxonomy places the organism in Eukaryota, Metazoa, Arthropoda, Insecta, Lepidoptera, Tortricidae.
GGAACGAUUAUUUAAAUUGGAUACAAUCGUUGUAAACAUUUACUUAUUGAACAUUGCAUUCGCUGGUAACACUGUCCUAGCACGCACGUCACUGUUGUGGGGCUCCAUGAGCUGUCAGACGAUUCGCAAAAUCUGAGAAUCGAAUUAAAUAAGUUUUCUUGAACAAAAAUGGCUAAUAAAACCGACAGCAGCCCUAGAAUCAGCACAGAAAAGGUCCCCUUAGAGACUGAUGAAGGUAUAAUGGAGAGUGAAGAACGGAAAUGGGGCAUACCUUUAAAAGACAUGUAUAAACAAGGGCUCGCCUUCUACAAAGAUAAGGAAGGUAAAGCUCUACACCUAAGCUAUGAAGACAGGUUAAAGCUUGUAGCUUACACCCAGCAGGCGGCACAUGGCACUUUGGACCUGAAUUCUGCUCCACCAUUGGGAGUUCUGGAUGUGAUAGGGCGAGACCGGCGGGCAGCAUGGCAUGCACUUGGCAACAUGUCUCAAGUACAAGCAAUGGCAGGCUUCUUACACACUCUAGAAAGAUUAUGCCCUUUGUUUAAACCAUAUGUGGAAGCAAUACAAAAGGAUUUCGAGGCUAAGAAACAACAUGAGGAAAAGAAGCAAAUAGAGGAAAAAGCAACCACAGAUCUCCAAAAUAGAAUAAUAGAAGAGAAACAAAAGCAACAAAGUACCAAAUUAACUGAAGAGCAGCAAGUUCAGAAAAUCAAAGAUGCUCUUAAUGCCCAAACAUAUGACCAAUUCUUACAAUACGCACAACAACAGUUCCCUGGAAACUUUGACCAGCAAGCCAUCCUUAUCAGGCAGCUGCAGGACCAGCACUACCAGCAGUACAUCCAGCAGCUGGCGGUGGACCAGAGGCUCGCCAACUCGAAUAUAAAGACCUCGGACAGUUUGGACAAGGAUAACGGGAAUGAUGAGAGGAAUGAGGAUAGCGGUGAUUGGGACACAUCGGAUCUGGAUAAUAAACCUGAGGACGAGGGAACAGAUCUUUUGGCGCACAAAGAAGAAACAAAAGCUGAUGAAGAAUCAGAUUAUGAUGACAUAUUCCCGCCCGUAGAAGAAGCGAACAUGUGGACGCGAGGCGAAAUAAGCGUUUUCAAAGAGUCGGCCCGCGCGGGUGGCGGGCGGCUCACAGUCGGCCACGGCGAGACCGUGACCGUCCGCGUGCCCACGCACCAGCGCGCCAAGUGCCUCUGCUGGGAGUUCGCCACCGACAACUAUGAUAUAGGUUUCGGUUUAUACUUCGAGUGGAGUAAAUCGCCAACGAGCGAAGUGACUGUCCACGUCUCAGAGAGCGAUGACGAAGACGACGCCGAUGACGACGGUUAUGGAGAUGAAGAAUACACAGUGACGGAGGGAGGCCUGGACCCGGAGGUGGGCCCGGAGCGGCGCGCGCUGCAGCAGCAGCGGCCGCCGGUCAGCAUCGUCGUGCCCAUCUUCCGCCGGGACUGCCACACUGAGGUAUACGCUGGUUCGCAUACGUACCCCGGCGAAGGAGUCUAUCUACUAAAAUUCGACAACACAUACAGCUUAUGGCGAUCAAAAACUCUUUACUACAAAGUAUACUACACGCAGUAAAAAAUAACUUAUUUUAAUAGAACCAUGACAAAUUAUAAAAGGAAAUCGUUUUUAAAGAUUGUUUAUAAUUAAUCAAGUUAUGUGACUUACUCAUUCUGCCAGUAUUUAUGAUGAUUUCUAGCAAAAGGUAUAAUUUUUUGGUUGGCAAAACUUACGAUGCAUAUUUAUGCGAGUUUAGACUUGACUGAGAACGACACAUUUGUUAAUAUAGUUAUGAAGUGCAAUAUGAAUUAAAUGAUUAAUAAUGAGUUUCAUUCAGAACUUAUUUAAAUGUCAAAAGGUAAUGCAGAUGGGAAAACUGAAAUACUUAAUCUUCUAGUCCUGAUACAAUUUUCAUAUAGCCUAUAGCGAGGAUCUUAUAUUUAAACUGGAUUCUGUCUGGGACAUAUUUUUGAAGUGAAAACUUCUUUAGCGGCGCUGUGCACUUUUUGUGAUGGGGAAAAAAUGUUAAACUCGCGUCAGGGCGUCAGGUGUCACGUGACCGUCAGAUUGAAAACUCCCGGAGUGCAACCCGUUGUUUUUUUUUUUCAUUCAUGUCUAUGAGGCACGUAGCGUUGUAUGAAGGCUUAACCUCUUUAUUAAUUUACUCUUCUCUACUCAAAUCCUAGUUAGCAAUAUUACUCUCUGGUUUAACAAAACAUGUAAAAAAUAGAGGGGUUUAAUAAUUUAAAAAAAAAACUGCUUAAUCCUUUUCCAUGCCGUACCAAUAUAGAGUGGUUUAGAGAGAGUUAUUUUUUGUGAAAUUCUAGGGUGCCGUACCCAAAGAAGGUACUAAAACGGAACCCUAUUACUAAGACUCCGCUGUCCGUCCGUCUGUCUGUCACCAGGUUGUAUCUCAUGAACCGUGAUAGCUAGACAAUUGAAAUUUUCACAGAUGAUGUAUUUCUGUUGCCGCUAUACCAACAAAUACUAAAAAGUACGGAACCCUCGGUGGGAAAUUUUUACCUAAAUAUAAGUGCUAAGGUAUAAAUUCUAUUGAUGCCCACUUGGUUGAAAUGUAUUCUACGCCUGGAAAAAUAAUAUGGAUGAAACAUAAUUCAACGUGGUGUGGUCUCGUAUCAAUAUAAGAGACUGUUUGUUUCUAAAUAAAGAAAAUGAAAUGAAAAUGAAAAUCAAUAUCAAAUGAUCUACGCAACUGAAAAUGAAGAACGAUUUUAUUAUGUUUAGCUUUGUAAUAUAUUUAAAUUGUUCCUACGUAGUUUAAUGUAUUUUAAUAUUUCUUAAUCGUGGUAGCCAUCGUAAAGGUUACCAUUGGGUUAUUCCCAGUAUUACCACUAGAGAGUGCUCCUGGUACUGGUUUUCUAUACAAACAGUACCGGAACCGGGAAUCCCCGGUUCUCGCCAUACAAACUCGGUACCAGGAGUAUUGCCUAAUUACCACCAAGUUUAUACCGCUGGUAACAGCUGCGGAAAAAAAAUCUGUAUUUAAAUAAAUAAAUAAGACUAUCUGAGAUGUUCUUGGCAGUAACAGUCAAUAAAAAUCCCAGUUGUUACGAGCUAUUACAACUUAUAGAUAACAGGUGGGAUUAACCCUUACCAUUCGCCUAAUUAGUCCAGGUCUCAAUACACUUACACUUAGUUUAAUCACUGCACAUUUCUGCCACUUACAUAAUUAUAAUCUUCAUUAGGUACAUUGAUGCUUCAGCAUAUCCACCAUUAUAAUCGUUUUAAUACUAUGUUCUCGUAAAAUAAUGAACCAAAUUUGAUCUCGUUUCCAAUCGCACAAAUGGUGGAUAUACUGCGGUGUGUUUCCGUCACAAUUAAUGGACAAAAAUUAUUUGCCAGGAAAUCUUCUAAUUUAGGCACUAACAGUAACAAUCAUAACUGACCAUUUGCUGUUUACAAAUAUCUAUGUGAUUUCCAAAACGUUUAACAAUGCUUUGUUAAAUUUGAUGCUGUUUACACCUUUACGAGAUAUUUCUGAUAUUUAAACGUUAAAUAUGCGAAUUAGCUUGUUCUAGUUUUACUUUGCCAUAAGGUAAAGUUUUGUGGCCAGAGGUAUCCUGUAUAUUACGAGUAAAAACUAUCAAGUAUUAUAAGUAACGAGGUAAAACUUUAUUUAUAAAACAUGGUUACCCGCAUCAGUUGAUAGCCUUUAGCGUCGUGCUGAUUAAAAAGGGACUUUGAAGUAACUGGCGCUUACGUUACGGUGGCUCGUAUUUGUAUCUUCAUAAUACAAAUGCGAAGCAUAUUAAUUAAUAAUGGUGUAAGCGCGAAGCUCUCCCAUGGUUCCUUUUUUCUUGUAACGACACAUUAAGUGUAAUUCAAUAGAGUCAGGUAACGAAAGUAACGGAACGGUAGACGAGGAAAAUCCACCAAUAGGAGGGUAUUCUCUUACAACUUCGCUAGCUCUCUCAUAUCUGGUGGAUAAUCGCCCUUAAAGCCACGAAUAUGAACCGAGAAUUUAAUGCUGAUUGUAUACAUAUUUUUACGUACCGGAUAAAAGGGAUAUACGAGUAGAUAUAUUUACAGAGGGUAUUGGUGUGGUAUAUAUGUGCCAUUAGGGGAACAAAACACAUUUGAAUGUAUAUUUUGAAUUGGUUUUACUUGCCGAGAUUUAUUACAAUAUAUUUAACCCUUACACCGUCUGUUGGCAUGGCACAUUUAUAAUAACAUCUCUGUACCUACUACAAGACAGUUUCUUUGCCAUAUGCCGUAAAUACUUAUUGGAGUUUUAGCGAUGUGGUACGAACGCCAGCUAUAACUACUUUCGGCAUCAUUGGCGUUUAGAGGGUUGACAUUGUUUUUAUAACUUCGCUGUUCAUUGGGAUUCUUGAACUGAUUGAGAUACUAAAAAUAAUCUUACAUAAAAAUAUUGUCAUGCCUGUAAUUUGGAAUUACUAUGCAACUGGCAAAGGCACCAAAAUACGUUAAAUAUAGAUUAUUUUUUAAGAAGCAGAAACGUCUGCGAACGAUGCUAUUAAGCUUAGAAUAAAUUUAACACAUUCACUGCCGGGAACCCACCUGGUGGGCGCUCGUGAACUUUGUUCAGAUGCCGGACAACCCGCUGGGCGGGUUGUUUUGUACGCAGCUAUAGACCACCGGUUUCUGGGGUAGUGCGCCGUUUUUUGUCUGGCAGUGAAUGUGUUAAAAGUGGAAAAAUUACUGUCAUAGGUGAGACUUGAACUCCAGAGGCCGUGAGUUCAAGUCUCAACCAAGACAGUAAUUUUAAAAAUAGUAAUUUAAAAUUGAAAAAAUUACUGUCUUGUGUGAGACUUGAACUCCAGAAGCCAUCUAAGAAGUGUCACGUUCUUACGGUAGAUGUCGCUAGGGUCCCCUAGACCCAUAUGGUGGAAAAUUUGCUGCCUAUAGCUGAGGUCUUGGUGGCUCAGAUGGCAGAGCGCUGGAGUAUCGAUCCAGAGGCCGUGAGUUCAAGUCUCACCCAAGACAGUAAUUUUUCCACUUUUAAAUUUACGUUAAAUAUAAACAAAAAAUUUCGAGUUCAGACAAAAAACAGCAUAUGUAAUCAAAGAAUAUGGCAAUUUCAACACUGAAAAUUCAGGAUUUAACCAUUAAAGGAAUCCCUUAUAAAUCUGUGUUCUAAUAAGAUUUAUUUAUUGACUAGUAUUUAGUAAAAUGAUCGUAUAGUAUUAUCAAUAGCAUUUUUAACGUAUAGUGAUGUUAGUUGCAUAUUAUACAUGAAUGUUAGAACUUAGCAUUGUGUUACAUGUAAUUAAUAACUGUAUAAUUUGAUUAUUUUGUUGGAUUAUAUUGUGUAAAAUUUAUGUCUUGUGUAGAUCAGGUCUAAGAAUAUUUACAACCAUUGUGCAAUGAAAAAUAUAUUAUAAUAAUUAUUGUUAUGUCCCUCCCAGUGUCUAUAAAAGUUCCGAGACAAUUAUUUAAUAAAUUAUAAUACAUA